UGAGGCCACUUUCAGCUCACAUGAACUCCCAAUUUCCUCUGCUAACAGCUAAGCUUUGUGUUGUGGUCCCUUUUCCAAAACGACGGACGACACUCUUCUUUCUUUCUUUUUUCCUAAAAUUAAUUUCUUUUUAACCUUUAAUUACGCCUGCUCCUCCUCAUCCUCUCACUCUCACUCUCACUCUCACUCUCACUCUAAUCUCUCAAUUAGUGUGACUAAUGUGAGAGCCGUCGUCAUUAGCCUCACUCACAUCUGAUUACUCAUUCUCUUCUAUCCUUCUCUCUCUUUAUUUCCCUUUCAAUUCCUCAGCAGUAACCCAUGGAUUCCGAUAACAACCUAAUGAACGUGCUUCUAGUAAUCGCAGCCACACUGUUAGUGGCGAAGCUUAUCUCUGCAUUUGUAUUGCCCAGAUCUAGAAAGCGUCUUCCUCCGGUCGUCAAAGGCUUGCCCCUGGUCGGAGGGCUCUUCCGGUUCUUGAAAGGACCCAUCAUUAUGCUUCGGGAUGAGUAUCCGAAGCUUGGGAGUGUUUUCACUGUCAACCUUGCUCAAAAGAAGAUCACCUUCUUUAUUGGCCCUGAAGUCUCUGCUCACUUCUUCAAGGCCCCAGAGUCUGACCUCAGCCAGCAGGAGGUUUAUCAAUUCAAUGUUCCUACUUUCGGACCUGGCGUUGUCUUUGAUGUCGAUUAUUCCAUUCGCCAAGAGCAAUUCCGCUUCUUUACCGAGGCUCUUAGAGUCCAUAAACUUAAGGGCUAUGUCGAUCAGAUGGUCAUGGAAGCCCAGGAUUACUUCUCAAAGUGGGGAGAUAGUGGUGAAGUAGACUUAAAGUAUGAACUCGAGCAUCUGAUUAUAUUGACAGCCAGUAGAUGUCUUCUGGGUCGAGAAGUUCGUGAUAAGCUUUUCGAUGAUGUGUCUGCUCUAUUCCAUGAUCUGGACAAUGGAAUGCUCCCCAUCAGUGUAUUAUUCCCAUACCUGCCCAUUCCAGCUCACCGACGCCGUGACAGAGCCCGCAAGAAGCUGGCAGAAAUCUUUGCAAAUAUCAUAGCUUCCCGCAAACUUGCUGGAAAAACAGAGAAUGACAUGCUGCAGUGCUUUAUUGAUUCGAAGUACAAAGAUGGUCGCCCAACAACUGAAGCCGAGGUUACUGGUCUGCUUAUUGCUGCACUGUUUGCUGGGCAGCACACCAGUUCCAUCACCUCUACUUGGACCGGGGCCUACCUGCUCCGUUACAAAGAGUAUUUAUCUGCUGUAUUGGAGGAACAGAAAACCCUGAUGGAAAAACAUGGAAACAAGGUUGAUCAUGAUAUCUUGUCUGAAAUGGAUGUCCUGUAUAGGUGCAUUAAGGAAGCCCUAAGGCUCCAUCCUCCCCUAAUAAUGCUGCUGCGAAGCUCCCACAGUGAUUUUAGCGUGAAAACCCGAGACGGGAAAGAAUAUGACAUCCCAAAGGGCCACAUUGUAGCAACAUCACCGGCAUUUGCAAACAGGCUUCCUCAUAUCUAUAAGAAUCCAGACAGAUAUGAUCCGGACAGAUAUUCUGCUGGGAGAGAAGAAGAUAAAGUGGCAGGAGCCUUUUCAUAUAUUUCUUUUGGUGGAGGCAGGCAUGGCUGCCUCGGUGAACCUUUUGCAUUUUUGCAGAUAAAGGCUAUCUGGAGCCAUUUGCUGAGGAAUUUUGAAUUUGAGCUAGUAUCUCCUUUUCCUGAGACUGACUGGAAUGCAAUGGUUGUGGGUGUGAAAGGAAAGGUGAUGGUACGCUAUAAGCGCAGGGAGCUUUCAGUAAACUAGUGAAAUCAACGUUAACUUAUGGAUGUUAAAACAUUAUGCUCUCUAUAACUUGUUUGGUGUUUUGAUUUAUUUAUGUUUCUAGGAGGUGUUUUGCCCUCCUUAAGCAGUGGUCGUUUUUAUGAUAUUUUGUUUAAUUAAUGUAGCUUGCGACACUCUAGUUUCUUCUUGAA
Molecule: messenger RNA, 1949 nt
Organism: Ricinus communis (castor bean)
Lineage: Eukaryota; Viridiplantae; Streptophyta; Magnoliopsida; Malpighiales; Euphorbiaceae
Product: sterol 14-demethylase
Exons: 3
Coding region: 319-1779 (486 amino acids)
Molecular function (GO): monooxygenase activity; iron ion binding; heme binding
Source: RefSeq, a predicted model, not a curated record